AGGACGUAACGCGUACUUGUCACCUCCAUCCAUGGAUUUUCUCGGCUGGUAUUGGUUUAUGGCACAAACAAAUGACGCUUGAGCUGAGCCUUGUGGUGUUACUGCAUACGCUCUACUUGGGGAGUAUACGUUGUCAUACAAACGGUGGAAUGGGUGAGAAAGCGGUCCGCCCCUCUCGGCCGGUGUGGACCCUUUCGGCUCGAGCGGCUGCCGAUCCUUGCAGACGCCUCUCUCCUAUUCGACGUACUGUCGACGAUCCCACCAAGUUCAGGAAUCAUGGGAGGUAUAGAAUAGUGGAUGAUUCUGCCUCAUUCCACCACAACAAACACAAGCCCUCUAUUUCACGCAUCCCAGCACGUCCAUCAGACCGCAGCCUGGUCAAGACCAGAAAUAUGUUGAGUCGACUUCUCGCGCUGCGGUCGUCCGACCAACCAAUGGAGCGUCAGAGGCGAAAACGAUGGUUCUACAUCUGGAUUUUGCCCUUUUUUUCCCUUCAUACUGGACCUUGAAACACAAGCUCUAUCGACGCAUUGCCCUUGUCAUCCUGUGUGUCAGCUUAUUCAUUGGACUUGGAACCUAUCAUAUUUUCCCAGCUGAGACUCAGGAGUUUAUCGACCGCGUCGAGAUAGAGUAUCAAGCACGUCUAGGAAGCUUAUCGGCGUUUCCCCUCUCAGGUGGCUUUUCGUUCCGCCCAAAGCAUGGCAUAGGAAUUUUGAUCGAAGAAGGGAGACGCAAGUGGGAAGAGAAACUUGCGCGACAGAGCCAGACGCUAGAUCAGGCUGUCGCUGAGUACAGACGACGGUACGGAUUGGAACCACCAAAUGGUUUCGAUAAGUGGUUCGAUUUCGCUCGGGGAAGCGACUUCAAACUCAUUGAUGAGUUCGACGCGAUUCACCUCGACCUCGCACCAUUCCGCCGACUCUCCUCCCAGGAGCUCCAACACCGGACUCAAUCCGCUGCACUUCAAGAUACUACGUUUGGCGUGAAGAUCGAGGAUGGAUGGGCCACUGUCACGGACGAGAUCAGGCCAGGUGGGGUGAAGAAGGGUGAUAUAGGGAGAGCCCAGGGGUUCCUGCAGAGCGUGCAGGGAUUUAUGAGCGAGCUUCCGGAUAUGAUGUUUGCCAUUUCCGGCCUGGCGGAGCCGACCGUUUACCCUACGUGGGAAGUCUCUCAGCCCCAUAACUUCAGCGCAGUGUUAGAAGACGCCAGUGACUACGUGACCCAAAGCAACAACUUCCCUCUAUGGUACAAAUACACCAACACGUGUCAUCCUGCCGACCCUGUCCGUCGGAGGCCUCAUGAGUUCAACUUCCCUAAUGCAACAUCCAUCCUCCCUCCAACAAAUUUCGACGCUAUAUCAACAGAAACUGGGAACGCAUUUUCUAACUUUCGAGAAAGAACCGAGAAAGAUCUCGAUUUUUGUAAACACCCGGAAAAAUUCUACCAAUUCGGGCACUUUUAUGCCGGCUGGUCGAUAUUCAAUGAGACCUUUCCGGUGUUCGGGCCUGGGAAGGCUCCAGGAUCUAUGAAUAUCCGCAUCCCGUCAUACUACUAUAUCGUCCCUCUUUCAAAGUACACUUACGGUUUCGAUGAGAUUCUAGGGUACGGUCAAGAUGAUGAUCCGAACGAUCCUGACUGGGAUGACAAGACCGGAACCAUGUUCUGGCGCGGAGCUACCACUGGAGGCGGUUCCAUACCCAGCGGGAGGUACCCAUACUACGUUCGUCAUCGACUCGUGCAAUUAGCGGUUCAGGAUAACCCGUCUUCUCAACUUAUCCUCCACCGCACGGGCCAGCGAAUGCCAGAAACCUGGACUGAGUCCCGCAUCGACGUUAACACGCUACGCACAACUGCGAUGGACGUCGGAUUUACAAUGGCUGUUCAAUGUGCGCCUUACGAACCGGGCGGAUGCGAGGGGAUGAUGGAAGAUUAUAAGUUUGUGGACGCGGUCCCGUUACAUGCAGCGUAUAAGUCUAAGAUCCUGCUGGAUCUCGAUGGCAUGGGCUACUCUGCUCGUUCACUAGCUCUUCUGGCCAGUAAGAGUGCUCUAGUCAAGUCGACUAUUUAUGCCGAGUUUUUCGAUGACUGGAUUCAGCCAUGGGUGCACUUCAUCCCCCUCAGUUCUACGUUCGAGGAGAUCUUCAAUAUCUGGGCGUACUUCGUCGGUCCCGGUGAAGUAUACGACUAUUCCGGGGACGCCGCUCUCAAGUCUAUCGCUGACGCUGGCAGAAGAUGGAAGCGCGAGCACGCGCGGAUCGUCGAUAUGGAAGUGUAUACCUAUCGGUUGUGCCUUGAAUGGGCUAGGCUGUGGUAUAAGGACGAAAGGGAUAUGGACUAUUCUCCCACCACUGCGAAUGACUUUGAGGGCGAUGAAUGA
Messenger RNA from Dacryopinax primogenitus, 2377 nucleotides. RefSeq lists its product as uncharacterized. The record is from RefSeq and is a predicted model, not a curated record. Bases 458 to 2377 code for a protein of 639 amino acids. NCBI's taxonomy places the organism in Eukaryota, Fungi, Basidiomycota, Dacrymycetes, Dacrymycetales, Dacrymycetaceae. The transcript has 18 exons.